Messenger RNA from Phytophthora nicotianae INRA-310, 1272 nucleotides. RefSeq lists its product as hypothetical. The transcript is spliced from 8 exons. Bases 1 to 1182 code for a protein of 393 amino acids. The record is from RefSeq and is a predicted model, not a curated record. NCBI's taxonomy places the organism in Eukaryota, Oomycota, Peronosporomycetes, Peronosporales, Peronosporaceae.
AUGCUGGAAGGGUGGAUGAUCAAGAUCAACAGUAACCCCAGCUUCUUUGGCAAAAACAUGAACCGUCGAUGGUUCAAAGUGGGUUUCGUGCCUGGGCCAGGCUCCGAGAAGAAGCUUGUAAUCUCCUACUCCACCAGCAAAACUGCUAAAGAUCCGCGCGGAUGGCUCUACGUCGAAGAUGUCAGCGGCAUCUAUUGCCGCCGGGUAGUGUCUUGCCUCAGGCUAGUUGCCUGGCCAAGAUCCAUUUCACUGAAGACAAAGACCCUCCUUGAAGAUAUCUCCUGGGCUUGCGACAUGUACCCACCACCGUCUGACUCCAAAGAACUCCAUAGGUUAACAGGUUCACAUGAUCAAGACCAUGACCGAGACCGAGAGCGUGACCGAGACCGAGAGCAUGAUCAAGACUAUGACCGAGACCGUCACCAAGACGUUGGCCGAGAGCGCGACCGAGAUCGUCACCAAGACCGUGACCGAGAGCGCUACCGAAACCGUGAUCGCCCACGUGAGCCCGUGGCCGCAGUCCGAGGGAUGAUUAUGACUCUAGGAAACGCCGCUCUCCGUCCCCAACGCAUCGCCGAUCGAGACGUGAAGAGCGGGAACAUUCGUCCUAGUGAACACGACGUCAGUGAUGACAGUCAAGAGGAAGAUGAGGACAGCCCUCGUCCCUCGACUAACAGCAGUACUCGCAGCGUACUCGUGGCUCAGAUCAAGUCUGGAUCAGGUCUUGAAGGCGGUAUGGCUCAAUGUAAGAACGUGAUGUCCGACAGCGAAGAAGAAGACGUUAAUUACGAGAAUAAACAAGCGGACCCACCAGAAGAAAGCCCUCGCGAGCCCUUGACGUCGUCAACCGAUCCAAUUGAUGACGAUUUUUCUCAUGAAAAGCUCGAGCAAAUGAUCCCGCAACGAAUGAAUCUUACAGAGCCGACAAAGCAUAAAAACUCUGAAUAUUUCGAUUCAGACGAAGAAGAGCAAGAGCAACCGCCGUCCAAAACUAAUACCAGACUCAGUGACAACAAGACUCCAGUUUCCAACGUCACAGCCGACAACAACUUCGUUCACGACGACUGGGACGCAGAAGAGGAACCGACAUCUCAACCAACAACCAAAGCUGCAUACUCGACUGCUCUGACUGGAGGCGUUGCUGCCGACGCAAACUUUGUGCAUGACGACUGGGACGACUGAGUUAACGUUAGUAACCCGUAAAGUAAGUUGAUUCUUACACAAAAUAUUUGUAAAGAGAAACUUUGCAAGAAAAAAACGUAAAAAUUAUUU